AUGGCUAUGAUCCCUGACACUGGCCUUGUUGUCUCUAUCCUUGGCGCGGGGCCAGAGGUUUCGAGUGUUUGGGCGCAGCUCGCGACUCUCAAUAUCGUCGAGGCGCUGAUUCCAGCUAUGGACAUGGCAGCUCGUGAUGAAGCCAAGGAUCGGUUCUCUGGAAACUAUAUCGAUCAGAACACGGGGUCUUGGCUUACCCUCUCAUUGGAUGAGGAACCUGGUCUAGUCUUGAGUAACUGGACCGCCCGAGGCUUCGACGUCCUACCCAACUUGAACCGCUUCCAGCCUGGAAGAUACAGCGAUACCACUGAUUCGGGCAUCAAGAGUGUUCGGCUAUACCCUACUGGUAUUCAGAACAGCUCUCGGGCUGCAUGGAGAUCUGUGUUCCCGACACUCAGUGACAAGGAAGCAGAGAUGAUUGAAGGUUUGACUAAGGUCAAGGAUGUGACGUGCAUUACUUGGCAUAUGCUCAAUCGCUUUAUUUACAAGGGCCUUUCUAUGAAUCACUUUGAGUUCAAUUAUGGAAAUGAUGGGAAGGCUGUUACUGGACUCCUGGUCGGGUUCUCUACCCUUUCGACUGCACUCGCAACUCCUACAGGCCACGCCAAGAACUGUGUCCAACUCCAGAUUCCCGUUACGGCCUCAGCCAACAACACCCACUACAACUCCGUCAAAGUCGAAAGCAACAUCGACCUUGUAGACUUUGUUUGGGACACUUCGACCUGGUCCCACGCCAACAGGAGCGUUGAAGUCCUUCCCGUUCACGGGACUUAUUCUAUAAGCGCUCAGCUCUGCAUUCCUGCCGAUGGCAAGAAGUCGGAUGUCUUGCAGAUCGCCACCCAUGGUCUAGGUUUCGACAAGCGAUACUGGGACCCUGAACUCAAGCCUGAGAAGUAUUCUUAUGUUGAUGCUGCUCUCGCAAAGGGGUACUCUAUCCUGACUUAUGAUCGUCUCGGAACUGGCAAGUCCACCAAAGCCGACGGAUACAACGAGGUCCAGCUUGGAUUGCAGGUCGCAAUCCUGAAAGAGCUCACUAUUCUCGCUAGAGAUGGAAAGCUACUUGAGUCGUCCAAAGCUACCGGCAAACGUCCCCAGAAGUCUUUCUACGAUUACAAGCCCAAGAAAGUCGUUCACGUAGGACAUUCAUUUGGUUCCGCCACAACAAGCGGUCUUCUCUCUCUCCACGGUAGUCUCAGCGACGGCGCCAUUUUAACUGGCUUCCUUCCCAACAACCAAAGUGGUAAGGUCGGUGCUAAUACAUUCGGUUUUGAGUUUGCGCGACAGCAUGACCCCAAGCGCUUUGGCGAUCGUCCUGCUGGAUAUGCCGUGCAGGCCAGUUUGAGCAGCAUCCAGCAGAUCUUCCUCAAGAAGGGGUCUUUUGAAGUUGAGGCCCUUGAGUAUGCUGAGAAGAUCAAGCAGACUGGUACAGUUGGGGAGUUAUCCUCUGGUCUUCUUACACAGCCUUCUACUGAGUUUAAGGGUCCCCUCCAGUACUUCAUCGGCGAGAAUGAUUACCCAUUCUGCGAUGGUGAUUGCAACAACACCUACGAUAUGGAGACGCUUAAGGGCCUUAAUCCCGCAGCGUCUCAUAUCGGGGUUCACCUACAGCCCGACACAGGCCAUGGUCUUACUCUUUCUACCAAUGCUACGGCGGGUUAUGAAGUCAUGUUAGCCUACUUGGGCUCUCAGGGACUUUAG
Fusarium musae is the source of this 1698-nucleotide messenger RNA. RefSeq lists its product as uncharacterized. The transcript has 4 exons. The record is from RefSeq and is a predicted model, not a curated record. The coding region runs from base 1 to 1698 and encodes 565 amino acids. NCBI's taxonomy places the organism in Eukaryota, Fungi, Ascomycota, Sordariomycetes, Hypocreales, Nectriaceae.